CACACUUCCAUAUCCCCUCCUACGUGCCCGCGCAGAAAGACGAGGAGAUUGGCCAGAUCGAGCUCGAGAAAAAGGAGUACAAGUCAGGCAGCUACGGGUGAGUACUCAGCUCGAGGUUGCGCUACUACGAGCUCAUGCAACUCAUCCCAACACUACAUCCGCGCCUCUCACUCGCCCCUUGUAGCUUCUCCGCUAGCAAGAAUGACCCCAUCACCGUUGACAUUGCGGGCGAAGAUGUGAAGCUCCUCAUCGGCAACAUCAACCUCACCGUCGUCGGCAGCAAGGGAGUCGCCGCCGCCGCCAAGCGUGAGGCUGACGACGGUGACAGCGCCAGCAGCGGUGCCAUUGGAAGCAAAAGUAAGAAGGCUGCCUCUGCUACGACUACCAAGAAGACGGCGGCAACUGUCAAGGGUGGCAAGAAGGGCUUGGGCGGCAGCAACAGCAAGGGAAGCAACAGCACCAAGACUCGAUCCGCCUCCGCCUCCGCCUCGCAUAGCAUGGACGACACGAGUGACAAAGUUGACGGUGACGAGGAGAGCGCUGUUGAUGAUAGCUCGGCCAAGGAGGGGAGCGGGGAAGGCACCGACAAUGAGGAGGAACAGGGCGGCAAUGACGCUGAGCCCAAUCACAACGGAGGAGACGACGAUGAGGACGAUGAAGAGGACAGUGGGGACGAGGCUGACGACAACAAGCCAGCCAAGAAGAAGCGUAAGACGUAAUACGCUCCCUCAUCCCUCUCCCAGAGGCUCUGCGGCAGCCAAGGCGUAGCGUGACAGCACCAUUGAGAUGGCAUACACGCAUCAUUCAGCAAUUUCUCUCUCUGUCUCCACAAUACAGCGGCACCUAGACCACAAGCACACCUCUACUGAAAGUCAGAGUGUGUCGAUCCAUGUACAUACGUCAUCGCUGUGGCACCCUCCACCCCAUGUAAUGCCAUCCACCAUGUC
Messenger RNA from Jaminaea rosea, 947 nucleotides. RefSeq lists its product as hypothetical. The record is from RefSeq and is a predicted model, not a curated record. The coding region runs from base 135 to 719 and encodes 194 amino acids. NCBI's taxonomy places the organism in Eukaryota, Fungi, Basidiomycota, Exobasidiomycetes, Microstromatales. The transcript has a single exon.